ACCUCAUUGGCUGUUUAAGUGUUUCUCUUUUGGCAUCUACCGGCAUGGCGGCGAUCGGUGUGCACUUGGGGUGCACGUGUGCCUGUGUGGCAGUGUAUAAGGAUGGCCGUGCAGAUGUGGUCGCCAAUGACGCAGGAGACAGAGUUACACCCGCUGUCGUUGGAUAUUUGGACAAAGAAGUGCUUGUCGGCUUAGCAGCCAAACAGAGCCGAGUUCGAAAUGCGACAAACACGAUUGUGAAAGUGAAGCAGAUUCUAGGGAGAAGCUAUGACGAUCCACAGGCCAAGAAACACGUCUCCGAAAGCAAGUGUACCGUCGUUGAGAAGGGUGGGAAGCCCAGAUAUGAGAUUGAUAUAGACGAAUCUCUCAAGCUUGUUAGUCCAGAAGAUGUCGCCAAGCUGAUUUUCAGUAAAAUGAAAGAAACCGCACAGUCUGCUUUAGGAUCAGACGUCAAUCAUGUGGUUAUCACCGUUCCGUUUGACUUUGGAGCAAACCAGAAAAAGGCUCUGGGGGAAGCAGCUGCUGCUGCCGGAUUUAAUAUACUACGUAUGGUUCAUGAACCAUCUGCUGCUCUCUUGGCAUAUGGCAUUGGCCAAGAUUCACCAGCUGGGAAAAGCAAUGUUUUGGUCUACAAGCUUGGAGGAACAUCGUUGUCUGUCACCAUGAUAGAAGUUAACAGUGGAAUAUAUCGUGUUCUGGCUACAAAAACGUAUGAUGCUAUUGGAGGCGUGUGUUUCACCGAAGCUUUAGCGCAGCAUCUAGCAUCCGAAUUUCAGAGGUCAUACAAGCAGGAUAUUCGUGGAAAUGCACGCGCCAUGAUGAAGCUAAUGAACAGUGCUGAUGCAGCGAAGCACUCCUUAUCCACAUUGGGAAGCGCCAACUGCUUUGUUGACUCUUUGUAUGACGGCAUGGACUUUGAUUGCAAUGUUUCUAGGGCGCGGUUUGAACUGAUCUGCUCGUCACUAUUUACUCAGUGUAUUGACCCAAUUAAACAGCUGUUGGACCAAGUUGGAUUCAAGCCUACUGAUGUCAAUCAGGUAGUGUUAUGUGGCGGCUCUGCUCGGAUUCCCAAGCUUCAGCAGAUGAUCAAAGAUCUCUUCCCUGAGGUAGAGCUGCUGAACAGUAUCCCACCAGAUGAGGUCAUUCCCAUUGGGGCUGCUAUAGAAGCCGGAAUACUGCUUGGCAAGGAUAACCUCUCCACUGACCUGGACACCAUAACAAUUGAGUGCUCUGCUACAGAAAUCUUUUUGAAGGAAGCAGAUGAGUCUGGGGCUGAGAAAUUCACUGUUUUGUUGCCGUCUGGUACCCCUCUACCUGCACGUAGACAACAUUCCUUGCAAGCUCCUGGAAACAUUUCCUCUGUGUGCCUGGAACUGUACGAGUCUACGGCAGGCCGAUCCGGUCUGUCAGAACAAUGUAAAUUUGCACAGAUUGUACUUAAAGACUUGCAAAAGAAAGCCAGUGGUGUUCAUGACAUAGUGACUGUACUUACAAUGAAGAGGGAUGGCUCCCUGCAUAUAACUUGCACUGAUAAAGACACUGGGAAAUCCGAAAUGAUCACUGUUCAAGAGACAUCGUAGCAGAAGGUGUCACGCCAAGAUAACACAGCACUAGCCAGUUCGGUUAUUGUAUAGAUCCUUCCAGAUAACAUUUACAUGGCAAGGCAAGCUUUCUUCUCGGACUGCAUGGCUAGAUCACAUGUAAACGUGCUGGAAAGGACAUGAUUCGGUCUGUUUAGGACGUAUCAGACUGAGCUAUGACAAGGCACAUGGUGUUAUAUUACUGCGUUAAAUGUAACCAAUUGGCCAGGCAACUGCUGCUAUGUGCUGUUUUUAGUUAUUUUGUACCUAAUAAGUUAACUGUUAUAUUAAAAACCAAAACAGACUUGGAAUGUUUUCUGCAUCAUUGCGUCUCCUAAACUGUAUUAGUGUCUCAUUUUUUUUCAGUGUCUUGCAAGUGAUAGUUUAAGAGACUUCUGUUACUUUGGCUAGUCUUUUAUCUUAUAAAAUGUCAUUUUAAUUUGCA
Messenger RNA from Spea bombifrons (plains spadefoot toad), 2025 nucleotides. It is a transcript of the gene HSPA14, whose product is annotated as heat shock protein family A (Hsp70) member 14. The record is from RefSeq and is a predicted model, not a curated record. Gene Ontology annotation, cellular component: cytoplasm; ribosome. The coding region runs from base 45 to 1580 and encodes 511 amino acids. NCBI's taxonomy places the organism in Eukaryota, Metazoa, Chordata, Amphibia, Anura, Pelobatidae. Gene Ontology annotation, biological process: protein refolding; cellular response to unfolded protein. Gene Ontology annotation, molecular function: ATP-dependent protein folding chaperone; ATP hydrolysis activity; ATP binding. The transcript has 14 exons.